Messenger RNA from Aethina tumida (small hive beetle), 1763 nucleotides. Its product is annotated as sorting and assembly machinery component 50 homolog. Lineage: Eukaryota; Metazoa; Arthropoda; Insecta; Coleoptera; Nitidulidae. The record is from RefSeq and is a predicted model, not a curated record. The transcript has 8 exons. Bases 137 to 1546 code for a protein of 469 amino acids. Gene Ontology annotation, biological process: mitochondrial respiratory chain complex assembly; protein insertion into mitochondrial outer membrane. Gene Ontology annotation, cellular component: outer membrane; SAM complex.
GCAAAUGUGACAUUCCGACACACGAGCCUGUCGCUGUCAACUGUACUCCUGCUGCUUUAAAAAUUUUUUAUAGCUAAAAGGAUGCUUCAUUAAAUAAAAUUUAUGUGUUGCAGUGUGUGUGUUGGGGCUGUUUAACAUGGGUACGGUUUACGCCAAGUCGGAAGACAGGAGUAACAAUAAUUUCGGCGAUUCGCUGGAAAGCUUUGCCAGGAACGAAAGGGAACCGCCUAAAAGUCGGGAAGAUAUACAGUGGGAAGGGGUCAAAGCACGUGUCGACAAAAUACACAUAGAUGGCCUGGCCCGGACCAAAGAUGACAUAGUCGAGGACUGUAUCAGGGACCUAUUCAAAGCAACUGAUUUUCAGGAUGUCCUACUGCGUGCACAUAGAGCCAGGGUGAAACUGGAUGAGCUGGGCUGCUUCAAAAACAUCUCUGUGUUCAUAGAUACGUCCAAAGGGCAAAACGCCACACCCGACGGUUUGGAGAUCACGUUCAACGUAAAAGAAUUGAAGAGGUUGACGGGCGGCAUUAGCACCCAAGUAGGCAACAAUGAAGGUGCCCUGUUGGUCGGAAUGAAAGCCCCCAAUUUGUUUGGUCGGGGCGAACGGAUACAAGUCGAGUAUAGUCACGGAUCGAAAAAGACGAGCAAUUUUAACGUCGGGUUCGUUAAACCCUUCAGAGGCAAGCACAGACCUGUUCUCACAACGUCGGUGUUCCAAGCGCAUUCUGAGUGGCCGUCGUCCGGUUAUAAGCUAGUCGAGAGGGGGCUGCUGUUUGACUUUGGGUUCCACUCGUCCUCGCUGAUCAAGCAUAACAUCCAAUGGGAGGCGGACAUUAGAGACAUGAACUGUCUGAGCAGAUCAACAGCUUUCGAAGUCAGGGAGCAGACAGGACUGAGUCUGAAGUCCGCCUUGAAACACAUCCUGUCAUUGGACCUAAGGGACGACUUCAUUUUCCCGUCGAGCGGGAGCCUAUUCCAAGUUACGUCAGAGUUUGCAGGAGUUGGUGGCGACGUCGGUUUCAUUAAAAAUGACUUGUUCCUGCAGACCAAUGUGUCAAUCCUGGAAGACUUUGUAGUGCAAGGGACUCUCACAGGGGGUAUAGUAAACGCCACAUCUCCAGACAUGAAAAUCGGGAUGUCCGACUUAUUCUACCUUGGUGGCCCGUUGUCGGUACGUGGCUUCCAGACGCGAGGUCUGGGACCUCAUAGCGACGGUAACGCGGUUGGAAGCCUCGGCUUCUGGGCCGCAGGCCUCCACCUCUUCGCUCCUUUGCCCUUCAGGCCGGGACGAGGCGGUUUCGGCGAGUUAUUCAGGACCCACCUGUUCGUCAACGGCGGCAACGUCGGCGAAUUUCGGCUAGAUGACAGCGGCAGUUUGUUGGAGACGUUGCAGAAGAACGCCAGGGUCUCGUGGGGUCUGGGUAUUGCACUCAGGCUAGGGAACAUGGCCAGGCUGGAGGUGAACUAUUGUUUCCCGCUGAUUUUCAGUAAGUCGGACCAUACGCAGCCCGGCGUCCAGUUCGGCGUCGGCGUCCGCUUCCUGUAGACCCGAAGCAGGUGCAGUAGUGAAUGGACCCCCUUGGUGCCGUGACCCGGGGUUUAGAGUGCUAUUUUGUAAAAUAUUAAAAAUAAAAUGACCGAACGCGUGCAUUUAAUUUAUAUUAUUGCGUAUUUUCAUUCUGGUAUGUCAAUAAAUUGGAUGUGUGCACAUUUUACAAACACGUUGUUAUUGUUACAUAAUUAUAUGAGUACAGUUGAUCAAA